GUGUAUAUAUAUAUAUCUAUCUAUAUAUCUAUCUAUAUAUAUCUAUAUCUAUAUAUAUAUCUAUAUAUCUCUCUCUGAAAUAGUCUGGGAAUUGAUACUAAUCCAUAACACUCAAGAAGGUUUCCACAUGUCACUUAUUUCUAAGAAUAAGAACAUUUUGUCAUUCUUAUAAUUUUGAUGCACAAAGUUCUACUUUGCUUUAUACAUAUGGCCCUGGUGUUGGAUCUGAGUGGUGGGACAUGUAUUUUACACACAAGAAGUUAUCAUUCAAAACCGAAAAGAGAUGUAUAGUGUUAGGUCAGUUAGGUGAUGUGUACCAAAUGUAAGUGUUAGUCUGCAAAUUCAAAAUCACUUCUUACUGCCAUUGGAAUUAAUUGGAAUUAGACAAAUGUCUGUUUCUCAGGUCCUAGAGGAUAAUGACUACGGCCGGGCGGUGGACUGGUGGGGUCUGGGUGUUGUCAUGUACGAAAUGAUGUGCGGCCGUCUGCCUUUCUACAACCAGGACCAUGAGCGUUUAUUUGAGCUCAUACUCAUGGAGGAGAUCCGCUUCCCCAGGAACCUGUCGCCUGAGGCCAAGUCCCUGCUGGCUGGCCUGCUCAAGAAGGACCCCAAACAGAGGUUGGGUGGAGGUCCCAACGAUGCCAAAGAAGUAAUGAGUCACAAAUUUUUCAUCACCAUCAACUGGCAGGAUGUGGUACAAAGGAAGCUCACCCCACUCUUCAGACCGCAAGUGACUUCAGAGACAGACACCCGGUACUUUGAUGAUGAGUUCACAGCACAGACCAUCACGCUUACUCCUCCAGACAAGUAUAACAGUCUGGAAUGUGAGGAUCCCGGCCAACAGGCACAUUUCCCGCAGUUCUCCUAUUCUGCUAGCAUAAGAGAGUGAUCGCAUCUCUGCCACACACACAAAAACACAGGAGGCAUGAACACCUGAGCCACAUCCUUGCAGGUAUAAAAUGAGCAGAACCUCCAUUUUCAAUGAGGUUUUAGUCCAUCAGGAUCUAAGUGCCUCAGCUGGUGGCCAUUUUGUUCAAUAGAACCACACUACGGACAAAGCCUGGCCACACUGGCUGUACUGUAUCAAACUGGACUUCAGUACCUCACAUAGUAAUCAGCACAACUCAACCACACAAUGCCUGUAGCACCUUUGGAUGGCCUCCAAAAAACUACUGCUGCUUUUCCAGACUAUAAACCACCAAUCAUUUUAACACACUCUUUUUAUGGUCUUUAUGGAAGCCAUACAGUUCCUCCAUGAUGUUUCCAAGUGCUCUUCUUCAGAACUAGCUGUCACCACCGGUGAUAGAUGGGUUUGUAUCUGAGGGAGAAAGCAGUUUGUUGGGCGUCUUUCUGUUGGGUGUGUGUGUGGAUCUUUUUUUACUUUUGAGAAAAGGGCGUCGUCAAAUCCAAACUGAAUGUCAUCAGUUUACUCUGAACAAGUCUGUCAGAGCAUGAGCUUUUGUGUGUCUUAAUACAAUGCUCAAUAUGCGCCGGGAACAACGGAUUAAUUGAUAACACAUGAUGAUCAGUGUCUCCGUGGAGAAAAGCUUUUAAGUGAAGCAUGAAUUGUCCUUUGUAAACUGUUUGCAAUGAAAACAAAUAAUUUGUUUAUUAGUUUGCUCUCAUCUCAGAAUUUGAUCUCUGUGAACAGAUCUGUCAAGUGUGACAUGUCAAUUAUAUAGGAAUUGGGAGUACCUUAAUGCACAAGGUGUAUAUGUUAUUGUAUCUGUGUAGCAAUAUUCACACCAUCCAUGUCAUUUAAGAGACUUAAUAAGCACUUAAUGAUUUGAAGCAGACCUCAUAUUUCUCAGAUGGACCAUGUUCAUAAUGUAGCUGAAAGCUUCCUGGAUUGGUGUCGGUGCUUAUUAUUUUUUAAACAUCUCAUGGAAAUGUGUCUGUGAUACAGAGUUUCACAAACUGUCCGAUUCCUAAUCCUGUUGACUUUUCCUGUGGUCGGACACUGUAGGUUCUGAUUUACGUCAACCGUUGGCCAGAUUUUGACUUUCAAUUUCCCCAAAGUACUUGCACUUGUUGCAUGCAGACAACAUUUAACAAGAACUUUGGCUUUUAUUUUGGUUACAUGAAAAAAAUAAAAGUAGAAACCAUAAACAGUAGGUAUUAAAGUAUUAUAUCUGUACUGAAACUCAGAUGUUGUAUCAGCACUAUUUCUGAAAAAAACACCAAGCAAACAAAUUCACAGUGCUUUGAGACCACAUGUUCAUAUUUGGAGUGUCAUCAUUUCUUAGCAUUCAAAGCUACCCCUGUAAUAUUUCCAGUUCACUUAUACAUUUUUUAUAAUGUAUGUUUGUAGACUUUCUAUGAAGUUAGUCUUUCCUCAGAUCAUAACUCACCAUUUGAUACUUAACCUGUUUGAAACUUUACAAGUUUGAAUGUCGUCCUGGCUAUUAUGUAUGUCAUCUCUUUGUAAAUCCACACCACUGCUGCUUCUCACACUUGACCAAGCUGGAGAGCUAGGUUAUCCAGCGAGCUGUGUAUAUCAUGAACAUGGUCCAUUGUGAGAUUUUGUGUUUGAGUGCAAUGACUUGCAAGUAUGCCUUUUUAUUAUUUCCAGUUCUUCCCAUCUAUUAUUCAUUGCUGCACAUCAUUAAAUGUUAAAAAGGGGAGGUUCACCGUUAAGAUUUGCAAUACUGGGUUUUAUACUGUACAUGAAUAUGCGCCCAACAUUGUAUUGGUGCUACACUGAUGAGUCACUGGUAAUAAAUAAAAGAGCUGUUGCAGACAACCUGCUUCCUGUUGCUCACAGAUAAAAAA
Molecule: messenger RNA, 2772 nt
Organism: Anarrhichthys ocellatus (wolf-eel)
Lineage: Eukaryota; Metazoa; Chordata; Actinopteri; Perciformes; Anarhichadidae
Product: RAC-beta serine/threonine-protein kinase A-like
Exons: 4
Coding region: 389-889 (166 amino acids)
Biological process (GO): protein phosphorylation
Molecular function (GO): protein serine/threonine kinase activity; ATP binding
Source: RefSeq, a predicted model, not a curated record